This is a messenger RNA of Didymosphaeria variabile, 840 nucleotides long. It is a transcript of the gene YAF9, whose product is annotated as NuA4 histone H4 acetyltransferase complex and the SWR1 complex subunit. The coding region runs from base 1 to 840 and encodes 279 amino acids. The transcript is spliced from 3 exons. Gene Ontology annotation, molecular function: histone binding. Gene Ontology annotation, biological process: chromatin remodeling; regulation of transcription by RNA polymerase II. Gene Ontology annotation, cellular component: Swr1 complex; NuA4 histone acetyltransferase complex. NCBI's taxonomy places the organism in Eukaryota, Fungi, Ascomycota, Dothideomycetes, Pleosporales, Didymosphaeriaceae. The record is from RefSeq and is a predicted model, not a curated record.
AUGCCCGCCCCCGCAGCAAACAAGCGCGUCAAGAACAAGCGCGUGAGCCGGAAUAUCAUCAUUGGCUCCGAAGCCUGGGCCCUCCCUCCUGUAGGCCAUCCCGACCGCCCCAAGGGUGUACCCGACGAUCACACCAAGCGAUGGACAGUCUACGUGCGACAACCAGACGGUGACCCUUCGCUCACAACGUGGCUCAACAAAGUCCAAUUCAAGAUCUUCAAUACCUACGAGAACCCACUCCGCACUUGCGACAAUCCGCCCUUCCAGGUAACCGAGACCGGCUGGGGCGGGUUCACCAUCGAUAUACGGUUACAUUUUCAGCCCAUCAGCGGCGAGAAGGCUCAGUACAGGCAGCACUUCCUGCAAUUGGAGAAAUACGGCGAUGAGAAGCUACAGGCAGAACAGGAGAAGACGGGCUGUGUGAGGAGCGAGUUUCUGGAGGUGGUGCAAUUUAAUGAACCGACCGAGGCACUAUACGAGGCGCUCACUGCAGAUGACCAAUGGAGCUACCUUGCGCUUGGUGCGAAGGGUGGUAAGAAGACCUCGAGCAUGAGCACAGGACCGAAUGGGCGACCGAAGCGCGGUUUUCCAAAUGGCGAGCGAAGUGCGCAGUUACCCGAGAAGGGUGGCGACGAUAUCCCAUUCAGCCAGGAGCAGGAGGCUGAACUGAUAAACCAGCUCAAAGCCAAGAUGGCGGAGGUCGACAAGGCAUUAGCAGGGGAGAACAAGAAGAGGGAAGAGACGGAGGCCAAACUUAAGUCGCUAAGGGAAGAGCUUGGACAUGAGGCUGCCCAACAGGCGGCGCAACAAGCGAGCGGGGACAGAAGUCGGAGGAGGUGA